UUCCAGGUACAAAAUUAUCUGACUUUUUCUCUGACUAUAUUUGAUUUAGUUAAAGUUUAGAUGACAUAGUUUUCCAUGGUAUUCGCAGUUCCAGCUGAACAGUGUCACACAAAGAACCUCAACUCAGAAGAUCCAGCGGUUGUAUCGUCAGUCAAUGCAGUUGUAAUAAUGUCAAUUUAAUCCAGGCCCCUGAGAAUAAUGGUUAAAAUUUUUGGAACUACUGACAACUGUAUCCUUCGCCCUAUUAGCAGUGUAGGGGCGAUCCAUUCGAAGAAUUGCUUCCGCAUCUAAUGAGCAGUGCUUUUACCAUUCGCUUUGGAAGUUGAAUAAAAACCUGGUAGUAUUUUGUUUUGUCAUCAUUCGCCGAGUUUAGCUCAGCAAACGCGGAACAACAAGUCGAUUCCUUCUCCAACAUGAAACUGCACAAAUUUACCAUCAUUUUGCUGGCAGUAUCGUAUUCAGUUCGAGCUCAGUUUAAAGAAAGUGACGAUAGUUUUGUUCCUUCAACGGAAACACUGGAAGAAGAAAAUUCGCCUGUUUUCCGCCUUAACAUUGCUAAAGACGCAACGGGUAAACAAUCUUUGCCAAUGCUUCCUCAACCAAGCCAGCUGUGCGCCGUUCUCAGCAAUUGCAAUCCUCAAGUUCCACUUCAGCCAUUUGCUACUGUAACGAACUCUGCCGCCGCUCUGAUGGGUUCCCCAACACCAUCUUCACCGUCGAUGAACUACCCCGCACCGGCAACCAUGGCUUAUCCCGCCCCUAUGGCACCUACUCCUGCUGCGCCUAUGUAUUCCGUCACUACCACACCUACCCCUUUGCCAAUGAGUUUUUCGACUUCCGGCACGCCAACAAGCUACAACGGUGCAGGUACGAUAACCUAUACCACUCCCGCACCACCUGCCCCGGUAACAACCAGUUAUGCCACUCCUGCAAUGAUGAACUACUCCAUGGCACAACUCCCUACACCGGCACCUAUGACCUAUUCCCCGCCUUCCUUACCUUCACCCGCUUUAGUUGGCUAUCCUGCUCCCACGGUAGUUAUGUCUUCACCAAUGGGCUAUCCUGCGCUUUCAGCACCUACACCAGCACCUACUGUAUAUCCUUCGGCUACGGUACCUUCACCCAUAACUAUGGGCAAUCCCGCACCAAUGGCACCUUCCAUUGCAUCAGUGAGCUAUUCCGCACCUAUGGUACUUUCAUCCUUAUCCAUGGGAUCAGAUGCCCCACCGGUACCUACACCCGGACCAACAGGCUAUGUCCCUCCUUUGGCACCUACACCUACAUUGAUGGGGUAUGCUGCAAGUGCGUCAACCCCGCCAACACCAACAGGCUAUCCUACACCUACAGUAUCUCUUCCUGCCCCAAUGGGUUAUCCUGCAACUCCGACCGCUACACCCGCACUGGCAGGCAGCCCUGCUUUCCCAAUUCCUACACCAGCAAUGACAGGCUCUCUCGCAUCUCCAGCAGCCAUGGCUAUUCCUUCCCCCCCUGCAACCAUGCAGAUGCCAAUGGGUUAUACCGCAGCUCCAGCACCUGCGCCUACCCGGUGCUUAAUCCUACACCUUUGGCAGCUCCACUGGCCUCUGCGAGCUAUCCUGCACUCCCGAUGUCUGCACCUUCCCAGAUGGGCUAUUCUGCACCUUCUGUACCUACACCAACAUUACCCUCUGUAUCUUCUGCACCUCCACCAGCAUCAGUGGGCUAUGCCCUAUCUCAGGCAACUAUGCCUGCAGCAGUGAGCAAUUCUAGACCAUUGGCCCCAAUAGCACCUGCAAUAAUAAGCUAUCCAGCAGCUGCAGUACCCACUCCUGCAUCAGUGAGCUAUCCUGCACUUCCUACCAUGCCUAUUUCAGCGACAUUGCCUACUCCAUACCCGAUGAGUUACCCUAUUCCUGUAACCACCCUUCGUCCGUAUCCUAUCAAUGUCUCUUCAGCUUAUUAAUGAAACAUGGCCUUCCUUAAUGUUGAAAGGUAUGCUAAAUGAACAACGUCGCAGCACAAAAGAAAGUAAAAUAUUUCACAUGAU
This is a messenger RNA of Daphnia carinata, 2026 nucleotides long. RefSeq lists its product as uncharacterized. The coding region runs from base 414 to 1739 and encodes 441 amino acids. The record is from RefSeq and is a predicted model, not a curated record. The transcript has 4 exons. Lineage: Eukaryota; Metazoa; Arthropoda; Branchiopoda; Diplostraca; Daphniidae.